Molecule: messenger RNA, 3053 nt
Organism: Prunus persica (peach)
Lineage: Eukaryota; Viridiplantae; Streptophyta; Magnoliopsida; Rosales; Rosaceae
Product: transcription factor bHLH49
Exons: 8
Coding region: 895-2559 (554 amino acids)
Biological process (GO): regulation of DNA-templated transcription
Cellular component (GO): nucleus
Molecular function (GO): DNA-binding transcription factor activity; protein dimerization activity
Source: RefSeq, a predicted model, not a curated record
UCUAACAUUGAAGGAACCCAUCUUCUUUGUUUCUCUCUCCACAACAUUAAAGCCUUUGUUUUUAUAAACAAGUUUCUCUCUCUCUUUUUUUGGGUUUGUGACAGUGAGUGUAGCAGAGCUGCUGAGCUAAAAAAAAACAGGAAGGGGUUCGAACAAAGCCACCCAAAUUCAAUAAAAAGAUUGUUUCAGUAAAAAGCUUGAACGGAGGCCAGAAUACCAAAAGUUGCACAGAAUCUGAAAUGGGUAUCUUUCUCUUACCGCUUUUAGUUUGGUCUCUCUCUCUGUCUGUGUUUCAGAGCUGGGGUUCUGCUACUCUGACUAGGGUUUGAAUGGGGGUGUAUUUAUUAUGCUGAAAUCAAUGGUCUUUGUUUUAAUUGACUGCUCUCCUAGGCUUUUUACCAGCUCUUCUUUGAACUGUCUUUUUUAGUUUUCUGCCUCGGGGAGGGCUUCCUUUAUGAAAUUUGGUACUUCAAAGUUCAGUGGUCUUUGGAAAUGGUAGCUGCUAAAUUGGUGUGAUAUUUUGUACAGUUUUUUUUAGGUACAUGGGUUUUCUUUCACUGUUUUAGCCUUCUUGUGCUCAUUAAUUAAAGUGGAUCUUUCUUGUUCACUUCUUCAAAGCUGUUUUCUUUGUGUACUUUGCUUCACAUGGUACAUGAUUUCUUCUCUUUUUGGCUUUCUGGAGCUUCUGAGGUAAAGUUUUUCAGAGCAGUUUGAGGUUUCUUCAAUUGCAAGUUUUAAAGUGUCCUAUUUGAGCUGAAUUCUACUUCCCGUAGUUACCCUGCUUUUCUUUUUUCUUCUCCUGGUUGAUCCUUGUUUGAAUAUAGAGAUUCAAAUUCAGGUUCUAGGUUUUAAUAAGGGUGAUCAACUUUGGAGGUUUUGGUUGUAAGAGAAAAGAUGGAUAUGGGUGACCAAGACAAAUUUGAAUUAGAGAAUAGGAAUGAGGAUCCUAUGAAUUAUUCACCUGGUAUGGCUCCAGACUGGCGAUUUGGGGGCUCCAAUCUCACAAAUACGUCUGUGGGUUUGGUUUCCACUGGAAAUUCUAUGGCAGUUAGUAAAGGGGAUCUUGUUGGUUCUUCUUCCCGGCCCUCUGCUUCAAUGGUGGACUCUUUUAACCCAACACUUUGGGACCACCCAACCAAUUCACAGGACUUGGGGGGAUUUUGUGACAUCAACGGUCAGACCAGUGCAAGCACUUCAGACACAAUAGGAAUUAGAAAAGGCAUUCCUGUCUCUUUGAGAAGUGGUAUUGAUAGACCCCUUGAGAUGUGUUGGAAUCCACCAAAUUCAAUGUUGAAAGGGGGAAUUUUCUUACCAAAUGGGCCUGGGAUGCUCCCACAGAGCUUGUCUCAGUUCCCAGCCGAUUCUGCCUUCAUUGAGCGUGCUGCGAGGUUCUCGUGCUUCAAUGGUGGGAGUUUUAGUGAUAUGCUCAACCCUUUUGGUGUUCCUGAAUCCAUGAGUCUUUAUUCUAGGGGUGGAGGAAUGAUGCACUGGACACAAGAAGUUGUAGCAGGUAAUGGCUCGAACGCGGUGUCCUGCGCUCAAUCUCAAAGGAAUGAGAUAAAUGGGGGUGAUGCUUCAAGAGAUGUUACCUUGCCUAUUGAGCUUGGGACUACUGAAGGGAGCCCACUGAAGAAUGAGAAGAAAAGUGAGAGUCUUGUGAAAUCUCACGAUGAGGCGAAACACACUGUUGGCGGGUCUGGUAAUGAGUCUGAUGAAGCGGAUUUCAGCGGUGGUGCUGGUCAAGAGGAGCCUUCUAUGUUGGAGGGUACAGGUGUAGAACCUUCUUCUAAGGGCUCUAAGAAAAGGAAAAGGAGUGGGCAGGCCAAUGAACUUGAUCAGGCCCAUGCACAGCAACCUGGUGAAUCAGCACAGGAUGCUUCUGAAUUUCAACAGAAGGGAGAGCAACACCCAGCGUCAACUACCAACAAGACUACGGGAAAACAGAGUAAACAAGGGUCUCAAGCGUCUGAUCCACCAAAAGAAGAAUAUAUUCACGUUAGAGCCCGAAGGGGCCAGGCAACAAAUAGUCAUAGUCUUGCAGAAAGAGUCAGAAGGGAGAAGAUCAGUGAGAGGAUGAAGUUUCUCCAAGAUCUUGUACCUGGAUGCAGCAAGGUUGUAACUGGGAAGGCUGUGAUGCUGGACGAAAUCAUUAACUAUGUACAAUCAUUGCAACGACAGGUUGAGUUUUUGUCGAUGAAGCUUGCAACAGUGAAUCCACGACUGGAUUUUAACAUUGAAGGCCUCCUUACAAAAGAUAUCCUUCAGUCACGGGUUGGACCUUCAUCUACGCUGGGGUUUUCUCCGGAUAUGCCUAUUGCAUAUCCUCAGCUACAUCCAUCUCAAUCAGGACUUAUCCAAGCUGACCUCCCUGGAAUGGGGAGCCCUUCUGAUAUACUUCGGAGAGCCAUGAGUUCCCAAAUGACACCAAUGACCGGAGGAUUCAAGGAGCCAUCUCAGCUUUCAGAGUCUAUAAUGUUACGACUGAACCUUCAUAAUCCUAUAUUUGGCUACAGCUACCCAAUGUGUGGGAGGAUGAGCUCCACAAUGUUGUCCAGAUGAGCUACGGAGCCAGUACUCCCACUGGUAGCCAAGAUGUGGAUGGAUCAGGGACACCAGGCCAAAUGAAAGUCGAACUUUGAUUAUACGAUUCAUAUUUACGCCACGCAACACAUUUAUGGCCCCGUAUAUUUACAAUACUACCUUGAUGAAAUAACAAAAAUCAUGAUAUUCCUUUUAACCGUCACCAAUGAUGAUGAAGAUACCAUCGCAAUGUUUACUGCGAGCUCGGCCAGUUAAAUGUGAGGCUUCUUUGUUAAAUAGGCUGAAAGGUGAAAUUCUUUGUUCAAAGGGGUGGGUUUGCUCUCUGACUUAGGUGACUUUGUGGAUCGAAGAAUGUUGUAUAGAGAUAACAGAGACUACUAAAUAGGGAAGGGAAGCUGCCUUGUAUAAUCUGGAGAUGAGAUGGGCAAAGUGUCAGUUAACAAGAAAUUUGCAAUGAGAAUCUUGGUGAUGUUUUUGUUCGUUUUAGAUUAAGAAGCUGUUUGUAUUGUUUA